GAUUUAAAAUAUAUUUCAGUUUAAAGAUGAAUGAAUCGAAAAGUUUAAUAUCCUUGGCCAGAAGAUUUAACAACGUUAAUCUAAUAGAACUCCAGAGUACGGGAUAUCUUCCUUUCAAGUUCGAAGAAACAAGAAUCGGAACGAUUUCUCCGUUAGUUUUAGAGGAGAUGAAACCACAUCCAAGUAUUUUCUCCAUAACCCCGGAAUGUGUCCGACUCAACCAGGAUCUAAAAUGCUAUGAUGAGAGGAGCGACGAGUUGCGGAAGUUCAUGGAGGAGAUGAGAGAGAAGAACUUGUUUACAGCUCUGGUCGGAUGGAGAGAUGAAUGCUAUGAGACCAGGCUCAAGUUUGGAGAUCCUCCAAUCUUUAAGGUUGAAAGAGCUGGAACCCCUAUCCUAGGUCUCCGGCAGUACGGAGUUCAUAUUAACGGAUUUGUUAAAACAUCAGAGAAGGGAAGAUCAAUUUGGAUUCAGCGAAGAUCAAAAAAUAAACAAACAUAUCCAGGAAAGCUAGAUACAUUCGUUGGUGGAGGGUUUGCAGAAGGUUCUGGUGUUCUCCAGACAGCUAUCAGAGAACUUGAGGAGGAAGCAGGACUGAUCCUUCCUCCACAUCUUAAACUUAAACCCUGUGGAAGCGUUUCAUUUUUCCAUAUCUCCGAACGUGGACUCCAUCCUCAAACAGAGUUUGUUUAUGAUCUCGAGCUCCCGCUGGACUUUCUACCAGAGAACAAGGACGGAGAAGUUCAAGGGUUUGAGUUGGUUAGGUCGGAUCAACUUAUUAAUCUCAUCCAAACCGAGGAUUACAAGACGACAAGUAUUCCUGUAGCUCUGGACUGGUUAGUGAGACAUGGUUUCCUCUCCUCAGAAACCGAACCUUAUCUUCCAGAACUGAUAGAGGAGCUACACACUCCGCUUCAUAUAUUCUACAAUUAAAUUUGAGAAAAUUUACAUAAAUAUGACAAGCCCUUAAAUACAGUAUUAAGUUAGA
This is a messenger RNA of Eurytemora carolleeae, 987 nucleotides long. RefSeq names its product nudix hydrolase 20, chloroplastic. NCBI's taxonomy places the organism in Eukaryota, Metazoa, Arthropoda, Copepoda, Calanoida, Temoridae. The record is from RefSeq and is a predicted model, not a curated record. Gene Ontology annotation, molecular function: 8-oxo-dGDP phosphatase activity. The transcript is spliced from 4 exons. Bases 27 to 932 code for a protein of 301 amino acids.